Kalmanozyma brasiliensis GHG001 is the source of this 2316-nucleotide messenger RNA. RefSeq names its product Glucose-methanol-choline oxidoreductase, N-terminal. Gene Ontology annotation, molecular function: flavin adenine dinucleotide binding; long-chain-alcohol oxidase activity. Bases 1 to 2316 code for a protein of 771 amino acids. Lineage: Eukaryota; Fungi; Basidiomycota; Ustilaginomycetes; Ustilaginales. The record is from RefSeq and is a predicted model, not a curated record. The transcript has a single exon.
AUGUCGGUCGAAACCAAGGGGACCAUCCCUAUGCCCAAGAUCAUGAAGGCGGAGGAGUACUGGAACGCUGCUCAGAGGGAGGCCUUCCUCGCCUUUGCCGAUGCCAUCGUGCCUGAACUCGACGGCGCCGACGCCGCAGAUGUUCUCUCUCAUCUGCCCGUCGAAGCCACCGACCGUCAGCGAGAACUGGCACCUCGCUUCGCCCGUGAAGGCUUCAAGUCGACGCCCCGUCUGCUCGACUGCGCCGCUCAGCAGUGCCACGCCUCUCUCUCCUCCAAGGUCGCGGGCGACAUCAACCUCUUCCUCACCCUUCUCUCCACUCGCCCCGGUACCAUGGCCCUCUCCGGCUAUGUUGGCCCGUUCACCCAGCUCGACCGUGCCACCCGAGAGAAGAUCAUCUUCGGUUGGUUCACCUCGCGCCUCACCCUCUUCCGCAAGGCAUCUGCAGGUCUCCGAGGCAUCAUCCUUCUUGUCUACUACCGCAACCACCAGCCGGCAUGGGAGGCUAUCGGCUACCCGGAUGGCCGACCCGAUGACUGGACUCGUCCAACCCAAGGUGGCGAGGCUGCACCUGCCACUCCUGUCUACGACUACAAGUUCGAGAACGAAAAGAUCGCCGCUCAGCCCUCUGGCUCCGAGAUCGUCGUCGACACAGAAGUGCUCGUCAUCGGCUCGGGAUCCGGCGGUGGUGUUGCCGGUAGCUACUUGGCUCAGCGCGGCGUUCGCACCCUGAUUGUCGACAAGGGCAUCUACCUUCACCCCGACAAGGUUGUCGGUCGUGAGGACCAGGGCUACGGUCUGCUCUACGAGGGUGAAGGUAUUCUUCCCUCCGAAGACGGCUCGAUCAACAUUCUCGCCGGCGCCACCUUUGGUGGAGGCUCUUCGAUCAACUGGUCCGCCUCGCUCAAGCCUCGUCAUUUUGUUCGCCGACGAUGGGCUGAGGAGUUUGGCGUGCCAUACUACAACUCUCCCUUCUUCACCUCCGACCUCAACGCUGUCUGCACUCGCAUGGGCGUUGCAGUCGCUCCCAUCCGUCACAACAUCGGCAACUCGCUUCUUGCGCUUGGCGGACAGCGCGCCGGUCACCCCGUCGAGCCCGUUCCGCAGAACAGCGGCGGUCACACCCACUACUGUGGCAAGUGUCAGCUGGGUUGUGUCUCCGGCCACAAGCAGGGCGGUGUGGUGUCGUGGCUCAAGGAUGCCGCUGAGGCAGGUGCCGCCUUCAUGACCAACUGCUACGUCGAGCGCAUCCUUUUCGACAAGAACAAGCGUGCCAUCGGGGCCCUGGCUACCGUCGACGGUCGCAAGAUCAAGAUUCUCGCUGCCAAGGGUGUCGUUGUCUCGUCGGGCUCUCUCCAGACUCCUGCCCUGCUCAUGCGCUCGCCUGAGCUCAAGACCAACAAGAUGAUUGGCCAGACGCUCCGACUUCACCCCGCAACGAUCGUUACGGGCUACUACAACUUCCCCGUCAAGCCGUGGGAGGGUGGACUGCUGACCAUGGUCGACAACUCAGCCGAGCUGGUCGACAAGGAGGGAUGGGGCUGCAAGAUCGAAGUAAUAGCAUCGUCGCCCUCCAUCCACGCCGCCUUCAACAACUUCUCCAGCGCCAAAGAGCACAAGCAGAACAUGCUCAAGUACAGCCACAGCUACACCAUGGUCAUCAUCUGCCGCGACCGCGACAGCGGCCGCAUCGUUCUCGACGAGAACGGACACACGCGCAUCGAGUACACCAUCUCCAAGUUUGACCAGCGCUCUCUGCUCCAGGGCAUCCUCCGUGGCGCCGACGCGCACCUGAUGGCGGGUGCCGAGACUAUUGGCACCGCGCAGGCUGCUGUGCCCACCUUUGUCGCAAGCCAGCUCAGCCACGGCAACCCCAGCACCAAGGGCUCGCCCGUCGCACCCCUGCCCCCCGUUGACAACAUCUACACCGAGACCACGCAGGUGCCCGCUACCUUCACCCCCGUCGAGACCGUGCCCCGCGAUCUCAACGACCCCGCCUACAAGGAGUGGCAGAAGAAGGUCGCAUCCGCAGGCGCUGCGCCCUACAUCCUCGGCAUUGGCUCUGCGCACCAGAUGGCCUCGUGUCGCAUGGGAGGUAGCCCCAAGGUGGGCGCCUGUGAUCCCGAGGGCCGCGUCUGGGGCGCCAAGAACCUCUGGGUCGCUGACGCCUCGGCCAUGUGCGAGUCGAGCGGUGUCAACCCCAUGAUCACCACCAUGGCCACCGCGCGUGGUGUCGCUCGCAACGUCGCCCGCGAUAUCGGCGCCACCGCCCCCGUCAACCUUCACGAGCAGAUCGGCGACCAGGCUCGUCUGUAG